CAUUCGGAGCUACCGAAAAUGGAGUGUGUAUUGACAUGUACGAUGUUGGUAACGUAACAAUCAGGGAUUUUAAAGAUUUUCCAAUGCAGAUCUAAAUUUUUGGAGUAGCGUAUUACCAAUGAGUGUCAAGAUGUCCAACUCAAACAGGUUUCAAAGGAGAUCGGACUUUGAAAUUGCAGGUUUAUACGACCUCGAAAAAACUAUAGGCAAGGGCCACUUUGCAGUGGUGAAGUUAGCCCGGCAUGUUUUUACAAAUGAGAAGGUUGCUGUUAAAGUGAUAGAUAAAACGAAACUAGAUGAGAUUUCCAAAUCACAUUUAUUCCAAGAGGUUCGUUGUAUGAAACUAGUCCAGCACCCCAAUGUUGUGAGAUUAUAUGAGGUGAUAGACACCCAAACGAAACUCUAUCUCAUUCUAGAGUUGGGUGAUGGUGGGGACAUGUAUGACUACAUCAUGAAGCAUGAUAAAGGUUUACCAGAAGACAAGGCUAGACGAUAUUUUAGACAAAUUGUAGAGGCCAUUUCAUAUUGCCAUAAACUUCAUGUAGUUCAUCGUGAUCUGAAACCAGAAAACGUAGUGUUCUUUGAAAAACUAGGCAUUGUAAAGUUAACAGACUUUGGUUUUAGCAACAUGUUCAACCCUGGAAAGAAAUUAGAGACAUCCUGUGGUUCGUUAGCAUACUCUGCUCCUGAAAUUCUCCUUGGGGACUCUUAUGAUGCACCUGCUGUUGAUGUGUGGAGCCUAGGAGUGAUUCUGUUCAUGCUGGUCUGUGGGGUGCCUCCUUUCCAGGAGGCCAACGACAGCGAGACUCUGACCAUGAUCAUGGACUGCAAAUACCUGGUUCCUGAUCACAUCUCCAGUUCAUGCAAAGAUUUGAUACACAAAAUGCUUCAGAGAGAACCUGUCCAUCGUGCCAAACUUGGGGAUAUUCUGAACCACAAGUGGUUGUGUAUGGGUGACUACAUAGCCCCUUCAGUGCCCCUCAUCUCAAGGGAACACCUCUCAGAUGACGACCAUAAUUACCUCAUAGAGAAGAUGGUGGAGGGCAAUAUUGCUACUAAAGACGAAAUUCUCCAAUCCUUAGACAGAGACCUGUACGAUCAUAUAACGGCCACUUACUAUCUGCUGGCCGAACGCAAAUUGAAGCGUCACCACCAGGAGAUGGCGCUGGCCCAAAUCCGCAAGCAUUCAGCCCCCGCUGAUCACAGCAGUCCAGCCCACAGUCUGAAGCCAAACCUGGAGCUCUCCCUCUCUCCUCGUGCCACCUCUCCUUAUGGCAAUACUGAGGUAAAGAAGACCAGAACUGCUCCCUUAUUUAAUCAAACUGCACUUGAUAUUCCGGUUAGCCCUCCUCCAGUUGAAUCCCGACACGAUUUUAUGAAAAGUUUAACAACCAGUAUGACCCUAGACCGUAGAGCAGUUAAGUCCAAUAUUAAGACCGACAGAUCAGGAAGUUUAACUGGGGCGGAGCCAAGUCCUGUGUUCCAGCUAGCUGCCGCCCAGAGAUCCGGAAGUGUCAGCCCACAGACCGGAAUACGCAGGUUCCUGCCGUCCCUCGGAACUAUUCCGGACACGGUGCUCACUGGCUCCAGAAGCUCAACAGAUCUUGAUAAGAUCAGCCAGAGUUCUAGCAAUAGCAAGAAAAAAGGAUUUGCCCCCAUAUCCAAAAUUCAAAUUCUGAAGUCGUUUUUUGAGAGAAAAGUUGCUCAACUGUCUGGCAAACCGACCACACCAGAUAGAUUUACUGGACUGUUCAAACCCCCCAAAUCUUCCAAGGAUAAACUUGGCACCAAACCAAGAAUGGUACCUACCAUUAACAUCCUCGAUACCGAUGCUCCUGACCCCAAAGUCAAAGCCACCAAAAGCAAGCUGGGAAAGGCCAAAAAAUCUAAGACAAAGUCUGAUUGUGUCCAAUCUAAAGAACCGAAAGAGGAGCAGCUACGUCGUCCAAAGACCAGUAUUGUCCAGUCUCUAGUGUCUCCUCCUGGGACCCACCCCACUCCCUCCACAACACCAGACUCCCAGUCCCGGGGGUCAAGGAAAUUCAGUCUCAUCCAAGAAGAGUCGAUCGAUGAUGAUGAAGAGGAAGAAUUGAUGGACAUCGAUCCAGGUGAACUCCGUCCAGCCAAAUCCGUCGAAAGUCUCGACGACGGAAUCCCUUGGAAAGGCUCCAAUCAGAUUAUGCCCAGCUUCGAGCCAUUUCAGGUGAAGAGACCUUUGGUGUCUGUGGCGAGUUCACCACAGCUGUUGAAUCAGAUCUGUGAGGAGAAUGAGACAGACGUUGAGGAGGAGGAUGACUUUGUGCCAAAUAAACUGCAUUCUCCAAAGCUGAGGAUGAGCCGGGGGAGUUGUGCCUCUCCAGAAGUGUUGAGGAAGUAUGAACAGAGAAAGAAGCGGUCAGGGUCAAAGGUGACAAGCUGUAGCAGUUCUGAUGCAAGUGACACUGAUGAUACAGAGAAACGCUCACGGAAGGACAAACUCAAGCCAAAAUUCAUGCAUCGGAGAGACAGUAGUGAUCAUUCUAGUGAUACGGAUGGGGGGCCUUCAGGACCACCCACAGGGGGGUUAGGUGGGGGUAGAGCAGCUACAGGGGGAGGGGGUAAAGACAGGAGUAGUAAUAAGGACAGAAAGGGUGGUGGGGGCAGUAAAGGUCACAAAGAGGGGAAAUCUGGGGGAGGGGGCGGGAAGCAACAUACUCAUUCAUGUCGAUCCAAAAGCGGAGAAACUAGCAUAUCUUCAGCCAUAUCUAACUUGAGCAUGACAAGCAUCAACAGUAAAAACAGUCUAAAGUAUAUUGUGGAAGGGGACGAGAGCAAUGAUAGUGAUGUUGAAGACAAUGACAUGAAGACCGACGAUAAGGAGGAAAUGAUGGCCAGAAAUUACAUUGACAAGGUGUGCGACAAAGAGAACAAGAGAUGUGAGGAGGUGUUCUCGCUGUGCGCGUCCGACUGCAGCGGUUAUCAAGGCAGGAAGGUGUACGGGAACAGACUCAAAAUCAAAGUGGACAUCAACAGAAACAGUUGCUGCAAUGUACAGGACUCCAAGCUUCAUCCAAUCAAAAUUCAGACCAAAUGUUGCUCUCUUGUGUGAAGGGGGGGAUUGUUUUUAUUACCUGUAUCAUCACUUUAUUUAUUUAAUUUUUGUCUCCCUUUGUGUCAUAUUGAAAUUCUCUGAAAUGUAUUCAGUCCUAAUGUACAGCAUAUAAAUUGUCUGAGUUGGUUUGAUAAAAAACUUUGGUUUUAAACUUUGACAACAUUUUUUUAAAAAGCCUGUAAAAAUGGAAUAUGCGGGUACAUGUAUGUAUAAUUUUUCUUUUAAAAAUCGCCUUGAUUCGUUGAUCAUUAUUCUGCUUUAAGAAGCAACAGUUUUAACUGAAAGACAGAUCUUUGUUAAGGAGAUGGUUGAUAUUUUGAUCUUUUCAUUUGCUUCAAUAUACAUUAGGGCUAUGUCAUUUGAAAUGCUACUGUGUAUAAAUACACACCUGUACAUUUGUAGCAAGUGGAGCAUCAUAUCUUACCGGUCAAAAGGACUUGAGAUUUUACCAAUAUUUGUUUACAUAUUUUUAAUUAGUCUGUCGACCCCUUAUUUUUUAAUUUUUGUUUUUUUCGGGAUCAUAUCUUUGUAUCACUCAAAUGGCAAUACAUAGUAAUGGUUGUUUCAGGGACGAUGUAGUUCAUAUGAGUUGAGAAAGCUGACACUUAAUACUUGACGUGUGUUUGUGAUGUUUGUGUGUAAAACAAAAAAUAUUUUCUUUUCAUGGCUGUAAUUGAGCAGUUGGAAUGUGCAUAUUCAUUAAAAAGCUUAGAAUGACUUGGCAAAUUUAGCUAGAGGAAAAAAAAACAAUAAGAAACACGGAUGUAUAUUUUCUAAUAGAAAAGAAAUACUUUGUUGAGAUUAUUUUUUUCUUCAAAUUAAGUGUUAUUCUACAUCAAAGCCUGUGUAGAUAAUAUUAAUAUCAUUGAAUAUUUAUUGUACAUAAUGUUGAUAGGUAGAUAAGAGUCCUAGUGUUAACGUCACGGAGCUGGUUUCCUUGAUGUUAGCAUAGCAGAGUUGACACUGUAGUAUAGGGAAUUUAGGGAAGUUCAAACUACACAUAGUCUGAAUGAAGAAGGACUUUCACUUGUCAUUGGGCAGAGAUUAAAACUUGUGAGUGUUAAGAGGAAGAUUAGUACGAUACAUGUUGUGAGGGAGAGAAUUUCGCCAGAUUGAUUUGCAUGUUUUACCUGUCUUCAUUUUUUUUUUUUUUUUGGUGAAGUGUGUAAUUCUUGUUGAACGCUGUUUGAUGAUUCAUUUCAAAGAAAAUAUAUGAUCCCAGCAAAUUUCCCCUUCAUCAUCAAACAACCGAAUGUCUUUGCGAACAUGUUUUAUUUCUAUUUGCAAUUUAAUACCAGAUUAAUUUUUAGAAUUAUUGUUAUCAAAUGUUGAUUUUUAAAUUUAUAAAAUUUCACACCUCUCUUUUUAAUGGAAGGCAACUUCUCACACUCGAGUAAGAGUUAUCUUUCCUUUCAUAAUGUGGUGGUUUAUUUUGACAAUCAUUUUGUAAAAAUAUAUACAUGUAAUUGUUUCAUUCCUGAUCAAUAAUAGAUGACUACAUGGAAAGUGUUUGAAUUGUUUACUUGUUUAAUAUUGUAUAAUAAUCACUACAAGCUACAUGUAUUGCAAAAUAAUUACAAUGCUAUCUUGUCCUAUAAUUGCUACAUGUUGAAAAGGGUUGUAUUUACCGUUUAUGAAGAUUUAAAAACAACAACAACAAAUUUUCAUGUUCAUAUGAAUUAUUUAAUGUAACUGUUGUGUAAUAUCGCAUGUUUAAAUUAUUUCAUCGUCAGACUUAUAAUAAUGACUUCAAUUUCAAAAUGACUCUCCUAAUGAAUGAAUAUUCACUAGAUAACCAACAACAAUGCUUGGGCUGGGCAGUUUCUGUCUUCAUUUUAAAAGGAUAAUUAGGAUAAAAAUUAUCUCUUUAAUACUGUAAUAGCCUGUAUCAAUCUUGUUGUGACUAUUAGAUAGUUUAUUGUAUCCAUGUCAACAAAGUGACUUUGUUUGUUAUCUAUAGCAGCUGUUAUUUGUGUGAGAGCGCCCUUGUGUGUUGAUAAAGUGCUUUGUUGAAUUUGUGAGAUAUAUGGAAAAUAGAAACUUGUAAAAAAAACUCCAAUUUCCUUUGUUGUUUUUUUUUUUUAUUAUUCCAAUAGAGAAUUCUAGAUAUAUCCAGGAACUAUUUCCUAUUAUAUUUAAUGGGGGAAAACUGUUGCGCAUCACAAAAUUAUAAUCACAAUUAAUCAUGUCUUGCUUGAUAGAUAUUGCCAAAACUUAUUUCUGAAAUCUAAGAAGUGUAAAAAUUCAUCA
Molecule: messenger RNA, 5341 nt
Organism: Magallana angulata
Lineage: Eukaryota; Metazoa; Mollusca; Bivalvia; Ostreida; Ostreidae
Product: SNF-related serine/threonine-protein kinase-like
Exons: 8
Coding region: 119-3088 (989 amino acids)
Biological process (GO): protein phosphorylation; intracellular signal transduction; microtubule cytoskeleton organization
Cellular component (GO): cytoplasm
Molecular function (GO): ATP binding; protein serine/threonine kinase activity; tau-protein kinase activity
Source: RefSeq, a predicted model, not a curated record